CGCGCCGUCGACCGAAGCGGACGCGUUGGUGUCCUCAAAAAUAAUAAAAGUAUCUAAUGAAUACGUGCUUGGUGAUAACAAAAUGAAACUUGUUGUGUCUGUAUUAUACGUGAUUGCCUCGUCGAGUCUCGUCCGAGGGCAAUCAUGCAACCCGCCCGGCGGUGGCGUUGGGGAAUGUAUAUCGAUACUAAGAUGUCCAUCUCUGGCUGCGCUGGUCAGCAAACCGACGAGGACUCAGGAGGAAGUGAAUCUGCUGAGAGGAGCGUCGUGCGGAUUUGAACGGACCACUCCUAAGGUAUGCUGCCCAGCAACAUGCUCCACCCCGGAGGGCAUGGAGGGGCAAUGCGUGGACAUCUACCAGUGCGGGCAUCUGGCUAGCAUGCUGAAACCGCCCGUCCCUAUGGAGGUGAAGCAGUACGUACAGAAAUUUAGAUGCAACGGCCCGUCACGAUACAGCGUGUGCUGCGGCCCCGCGCCCACCACUCCGGCGAGCGGCGUGGAGGUGGGCAACUGCGAGAACCGGGUGUUCGCGCUCCCUCCCGACCCGAGAACGCGCUGCUGCGGCGUGGACAGCAACGGAGCCAACAAGCCUAUCCGUGGAGACAUCGACAAGGCAGAGAUCAACGAAUACCCGUGGCUGGUCAUCAUAGAGUACUCCAAGGACAAUAAGAUCAAGCUGCUAUGCGGCGGAACCCUCAUCAGCUCUCGAUACGUGUUGACAGCCGGCCAUUGUGUCUCUGGGAAAAUCCUGGCUCUUGGCACACCAAAGAACGUCCGUCUCGGUGAAUACGACACCACCAACGACGGCCAAGACUGUGUCGACGUCGGCGGGGGCCAGGACUGCAACGACCCCGUCUUGAUCGUCCCCAUCGAGCGUUACUUCUCACAUCCCGAGUACAAUCUGUGGUCUAAAAAGAACGACAUUGCGCUGAUUCGAUUGCGGCAGAACGCGCCUUUCACAGACUUCAUCCGACCCCUCUGUCUUCCCACCACGGACGUGGCAGGCCGGUCGUCUUCUUUCAACAUGACCACCGCCGGAUGGGGCGCUGUCGACGACGACAUAGUUAGUAGCAGCGCCAUCAAGUUGCAUGUUCAGUUACCCUUCGUUGAAAUACAGCAAUGCCAAGCCGCGUUGACAAAAUUGCGUCCGCCCCCCAAUCUCUGGGAGAAACAAAUAUGCGCCGGCGGUCAAAAAGACCGGGGCUCUUGCAAGGGUGACUCUGGCGGUCCUCUGAUGCUCGAGAACGUGGACGAGAGAAGAUACGAGUUGGUAGGAGUGAUCAGCUUUGUGUCGUUACCGUGUGGAGUCGAGAACAUUCCGGGAGUUUACACCAAAGUGUUCGCUUACAAGAGCUGGAUCAACAGCGCCAUACAAAAAGAUGCUUCUAAUUCUUGACGAGUCAAAUGGUUUUUAUUUGAUUUUUAUUUUUGACCAGUAAGUAGCCAAUUUGUUCAAACAGGGUGGUUAGACGAAAAAGUUUUAAAUUGCAAUAAGGCGGAAUCUAAUGGAAUUUAAAAAUUUUGAGAUGUUUAAAAUUGUGAUAUUUGGAUCUAGCUUUCAGCGUUUAGUUGAAAUUUUUCUUCCGUUUUGGUACUUUUAUAAUUAUUCUUUUAUUUUUAUGAAAAUAAAAGCUAUUCCAAUAUACUUUAAAUGUCUAGCGGAAAGUGGCUGAAUUGUAAAAAAACUAAUUAAGGACUAUAACAACAUUAUUAAAUCUAUGUAUGUAUAUUCAAACAAGAAGAUAAGGCAAUUGACAUUUCCAAGGUGGAAUUCAUGAAUUGAUUAGAAAAAAAAAACAGGGCCGACAUUUCAAUACUUAGAUUUUUGAUGAUGAUUCCAUUAUUUGAUAAUAUUACUUUAAUUUUUCUUUGCAGUUCCAUUUUUGUUGCUCUUGUAGGAGUAAUCAAACAUGUUGUCUAUGGUCGAAAGAAAAAUAAUUAACUAUUCCACACUUGAAAAGUCAAUUCAAUGAAUUUUUUUAUAAUUUAGUCGUUAUUUUCAUUUUAAAGUUAAUUAAGAUUGUAGUCGCCAGAAACAUUAUUGUUAAGACUAUUUAUAGGUAUCUCAAUUAGAUAGGUUUUUGAUGUGACAAUCUCUUGCUUUUCAGCGCUUGUUUAUAAUUAAUAAAUUUUUGACCAAGUGCUAUUAUUGGUUGUUGUAUUAUGCAUUUAUUACGUUUUGUUCAUUAGAAUAAAUAAUAUUUUGUUUUAUUAAAUCGCAUUUGUCAAUUACACUA
Messenger RNA from Amyelois transitella, 2237 nucleotides. Its product is annotated as phenoloxidase-activating enzyme. Gene Ontology annotation, biological process: proteolysis. The record is from RefSeq and is a predicted model, not a curated record. Gene Ontology annotation, molecular function: serine-type endopeptidase activity. The transcript is spliced from 8 exons. Lineage: Eukaryota; Metazoa; Arthropoda; Insecta; Lepidoptera; Pyralidae. The coding region runs from base 83 to 1396 and encodes 437 amino acids.